Messenger RNA from Suillus bovinus, 156 nucleotides. RefSeq lists its product as uncharacterized. The annotation marks the transcript as partial. The record is from RefSeq and is a predicted model, not a curated record. Lineage: Eukaryota; Fungi; Basidiomycota; Agaricomycetes; Boletales; Suillaceae. The transcript has a single exon.
AAGAUGCUUGAAGAUUUUGGACUAACUCAGAAGAUUCUCGCCUUCAAUGGUGACAAUUCCACAUCCAAUGACACACAGACAACAAAACUCGACCAAUUGCCCAACUCAUUUGCCAAAGAAAAUCGUGCCCGCUGCUUCAAUCACACACUCCAACUU